This is a messenger RNA of Colletotrichum karsti, 1539 nucleotides long. RefSeq lists its product as uncharacterized. NCBI's taxonomy places the organism in Eukaryota, Fungi, Ascomycota, Sordariomycetes, Glomerellales, Glomerellaceae. Gene Ontology annotation, cellular component: membrane. The transcript is spliced from 7 exons. Gene Ontology annotation, molecular function: carbohydrate:proton symporter activity. Gene Ontology annotation, biological process: transmembrane transport; carbohydrate transport. The record is from RefSeq and is a predicted model, not a curated record. The coding region runs from base 1 to 1539 and encodes 512 amino acids.
AUGAAAUCCUGGCUGGGAAGAGGCAAGAGCCUACAGUUCGGCAUCACAAUAUGCUGUCUUUCAGCGUUCAUUCUCUUCGAUUAUGAGCAAGGGGUAUUCGGCCCAAUUCUGCGCAACGAGAACUGGCUCAACCAGUUCAAACAUCCCUCCGAUUCAGAAACCGGCAUCAUCGUCUCGUGCUACAACCUCGGCUGCUUGGUCGGCUGUAUAGUCAACUUUGUGUUCGGUGAGAAGCUGGGCCGUCGCAAAUGUAUUUGGAUCGCCAUGAUAUGGGUUCUCGUGGGCACCAUUCUGCAGACUUCGGCCUUCUCGGUACCCCACCUCGUCAUUGCGCGAAUCAUCACCGGCGUUGGCACCGGGUUGAAGAGUUCGACUGUCCCAACUUAUCAAUCGGAGCUAUGCCCUCCAUCAUCCAGAGGCCGCCUCGUCAGCGCGGAAGUUCUAUUCGUCGGUAUCGGAAUCGCCGUGGCGUACUGGUUCAACUUCGGCAUGAGCUUCGUCAGCGGCUCAAUCGCAUGGCGCCUCCCCAUCGCCAUGCAAGCAGCAAUGGCAAUCGGCGUCAUCAUCCUCGUCCUCGCCCUCCCCGAGUCCCCGCGAUGGCUCUUCAGACACGGCCGCGACGAGGAGGCAAUGGACGUCCUCUGCCUCGUGUACGACAAGGACCCCACGGACGAAUUCAUCAACGCGGAGAGGGCGGCCAUCCUCCACGCCCUCGACGUCGAGUCCGAGACCGAGACGCCCUUCUGGGCCGUCUUCAAAAACGACGAGAUCCGCACGGGGUACCGCGUCUUCCUGGCCUGGCUCAUCCAGCUGAUGAACCAGAUAUGCGGCAUCAAUCUUAUCGUGUACUACAUCCCCACGGUCCUCGAGCUCAACGUCGGCCUGGAGCACCAGCUCAGCCAGAUCCUGGGAGGCUGCAUCAACUUGAUGUUCGCUGUGGGGAGCAUCCUGCCUACAAUUGCUCUGGACCGACUCGGACGCCGUCAGACUAUGCUCUGGGGCUGCGCCGGGUUGGGAGUCUGUAUGGUCAUGGUAUCCGGACUUCUGUCCCAGGCAGACGGCGGCGCGACGGCUCGCGGUACGAAUUUUGCUACCGCUUCGGUGGCAUUCUUCUUUCUUUACAUGCUCAUCUACGGAGCAAGCGUCAACUGCGUGCCAUGGGUUUACGUACCAGAGCUCGCUCCUCUCAACGUGCGCACGCAGUGUACCGCCAUCGGCAUCAGCAGCAACUGGCUCUGGAACUUCACAGUCGCCAUGAUCACGCCCGUCAUCAUCACCAGACUGCAGUGGAAAGCAUAUCUGAUAUUCGCUGCGACCAACGCCGUUUUCGUGCCUAUAGUCUAUUUUCUUUAUCCUGAAACGAGCAACCUUCGUCUGGAGGAAGUUGAUUUGAUCUUCAAGACCGGCCGAAAUCCUGUCACCGUCGGCAGGGAGCUAGUCGCGCAAAGAAGACAAGAGAUGAAAGCUGGCGUCACAACUGGCACAGCCUUUGAUGACAUGGAGAAAACGACGGGGACCGUCCAACAUAGGGAGCGUUAG